GAUGGCGGCUCGCAGCUUCAUUCCGGAUCUCCACUGGACUACAAACUGAUUCUAACCGCACCGGCUCGAGUCGGGGGAACUUCUAGCGAACCGUCUCUCGUCGGAGGCCGCGCCUGCUCACACCGCGUCGAGCCGGGGCCUGUCAGCGAGCGGCCCCGCGGCUUUUCGGGGGUAUUUUCGUCCAGCGCUCAAGGUGGUCACCCCGUCGAGCUAGCGGUAGCUCGGCGGCUACAAGCUAACGGAGGGGGGUCUUUUUGCGUGCUCGUCAACAUGCUGAAGACCCGGCAGUGUUUACAUGGCAUCCGCACUUUUCUCGGCGUAACGUCCAGAAUAUGGGGCUUCUUCAUGUACAUCCUCAGGAAGCAUUUACGAACGAUAAUCCAGUAUCAGACGGUGCGAUACGACACCCUGCCUCUGUCUCCAAUCUCCAGAAACAGACUCAACGCAGUAAAGAGGAAGAUUCUGGUUCUGGACUUGGACGAGACGCUGAUCCACUCUCACCACGACGGCGUCCUGAGGCCCACAGUGCGGCCGGGCACGCCGCCAGACUUCAUCUUAAAAGUCGUCAUCGACAAGCACCCAGUCAGAUUCUUCGUACAUAAAAGGCCACACGUCGACUUUUUUUUAGAAGUGGUGAGCCAGUGGUACGAGCUGGUGGUUUUCACGGCCAGCAUGGAGAUCUACGGCUCGGCGGUGGCCGACAAGCUGGACAACAACAGGAACAUCCUGAAACGCAGAUAUUACAGACAGCACUGUACGUUGGAUCUAGGUAGUUAUAUUAAAGAUCUGUCCGUAGUACACGAUGACCUGUCCAGUAUUGUUAUCCUGGACAACUCGCCUGGCGCUUACCGCAGCCAUCCAGACAAUGCAAUACCCAUCAAGUCCUGGUUCAGUGACCCCAGUGACACAGCACUUCUUAACUUGCUGCCUAUGCUGGACGCACUAAGGUUCACUGCUGAUGUCCGCUCCGUCCUCAGUCGAAACCUCCACCAGCACCGACUCUGGUGAUUGGCUGAAUUGAGAGCACCGGAGGCAGGGGGGGGGCUUGUUGACUGGCUUCCUCCUCCUCCUCCUCCUCCUCCUCCUCUUCCUCCUCUCUGCCGGCUUCCAUCCUGCCCUCCAUCCCCGGCGCAGGCGACCCACCAGCCCUCCUGGCGAGACGGGGAUUGGCGAGCGCCUAACACGGGAUGAACAGUAACGGGAUCGCCACAGCCCAGGAGCUGCUGGGGCGGCAGGAGGAGCUAGCUUCUCUCUAUCUAUCUAUCUCUCUCUCUCUCUUCCUUCUUGAUUCUUUAUUUGUAUUAUUAUUUUUUUUUUUUUUCCAAAACAAAACGGAGCCUCUCUGCCUUAUCGCUCCUGAUACUGACUGUGCGUAUGCAGGCGAGCUCGUGGACGUGAGUUCGGAGUAUGCUUGCUGAGUUCGUUAGUCCUUUUUAAAGUUUUUUGACGACUGGGAGGCUGGUACAGAGAAGGAUCCAGCGACGCAACACAGACCCACCAUCUCCCCUCCUCCAUCAUCACCAGACAUUGCACUUCAGCAGACAAGUCUUCAGCUCACCGUCUUAACCCCUCAGAGAAAAGAAACAAAACAAAACAAACCCUCCGCCCCAUUUUAGAUUUAAGCCCCAGGAAUUUAUUUUUUUUUUCUUCUUCUUCGACUCCUAAGGUACAGUUUUUCUCCCCCGGCAACGCAGGAUCCGUUGAAAUGAUGUAAGUGAUGGACUACUGCCUGCAACACAACAUCCACAAGCAUUUUCCUGGACAGCUGAGCCCCACCCCUCCACUCCCCCCACCCCUUUUUCUCCGGCCGUCUUCACUCUGAUGGGACUCAAUGAAACACGCUUGACUUAAAAGUUGUGAGGAAAA
This is a messenger RNA of Salarias fasciatus (jewelled blenny), 1866 nucleotides long. RefSeq names its product CTD nuclear envelope phosphatase 1A. Lineage: Eukaryota; Metazoa; Chordata; Actinopteri; Blenniiformes; Blenniidae. The coding region runs from base 271 to 1008 and encodes 245 amino acids. Gene Ontology annotation, molecular function: phosphatase activity. The record is from RefSeq and is a predicted model, not a curated record. The transcript has 9 exons.